GGUCUAGAUAUACUAUGUCUAUGGUUUGAAAUAUGUAAAUAUAUAUACGCUUUGGUCGAGUACUGUCGUGUUCAAAUACGUUACGCGUGUGUCUUUUGGACCUUAUUUUUGAAUUCUAUUCUCCUCUUCUAAAGAGGAAUUCUUUCUGUAGCAUCCUAUCAGUAACUUUCAUCUAAAUAAAAUUUCUGAUACUAACCCACAACUUGAUCUCUACAACAUUAACGCUAUUUAUAUUCAUCGACUUGGCCGUGUGGGCCUGUAUAUUUCAGGCCCGGUGCCAUUCACAAGAAGAAGAAGUAAAUAUAUAUACGGAGACAAAUGGAAGUAAACGAGACAAACUUUUUAUCUUAAAACAAUUUUACAAUGAUAAACAACAAAAAAAUAAUGGCAUCCAUCUUGGAGAAUAUUGAGGAGAAAGGACAAGAGGGUCCGAUCAGAUGCAUAUUCUUUGCCGAAUUUCAUCACAUAGCGGGACCUAAAAUUACAUGUCAGGUACCUGAUAAUUUUAUAUCCAAGGACAUUUUUGACAAUGUCAGUGUUUACAUUAUACCCAAAGCACAAUUACAAAGAAGCACCAUUACAAUCACAUUAAAGGACUAUAAAAUUUUAGGAUUUCCUGUAAAGAUUGACGAUAAGAAAUAUGCAAGAAAUGCGUUUUAUUUCAACUUGUGUUUUGUUUGUGAUGCAAACGCUCGCACUGUUCAUUACGAACCGGUAGUUAAGAAAAUGUCAGAUUUUUUGAUAGCUUUGGAAAUAGAAAAUUGCUUUUUAUCUGCCUCUGAUGAUAAAACCAGAUUAGCAGAAAUGCUCGCUCAAGUCAUGCAGGAUUUAAAUCUGCACAAAAUGUGUACAUUGACUGAAGGAACAAUGACAUCUCAUUUGAAAGUAGUGAAAUUAGCACCUGAGCCCAAGCCAGUUCUCGAUCAUCAAGUACCAAUAUUCUUGGAGGGUAGAGAGACAUUUCAGAGCGAUCAAUGGGAUCUGACUACACAGCAAGUGUUACCUUAUAUCGAUGGUUUUAAUCAUGUGGCGCGUAUAGCAGCUGCAGCCGAUGUAGAAAAUAAUUUAGUUAAAAGCUGUGUACAAAAUCUUGUAUAUUAUGGAGUUGUGACUCUGAUUCCAAUAUUUCAAUAUAGUAAUGUUUAUGCUGUAACUCCGAAAUUAAGGCAAUUGGGAGAUGAUAUGAAAUUACAGAAUAGAUGUAUAGCAUAUGCUUCUAAAUUAUCUAGGCAACCUGCAUAUUUUAGGGAUAUACACCAUAUAUACUCAAGUAUGACUUAUGGCAUUACCAUGAAGGACUUGUGCCAACGUCUUAAUCCACAAAACUUGAGAAUAAAUGAGAGAAGACUGAUACAAUUUGGUUUGAUGGAGGGGCUUAUUAGGAGAGUAUAUAAUUAUCCUGUACUCCUUCCCGGUGCAUCUUGCAGCGAAGAAGCAAAAAACAAUCCAAUCUAUAAGUAUUUUACAGGCACAUAUAGCCUCGAUGAGAUAUGCUGUAGCACAGGUCAGUCAACCGCACAAAUCGAAGAUAUUAUUGAACGCGAUCCGAACGUACUAAUGAUAUGGAAGUGAUGUUAUAGAAUGAAAGCUAAAAAUAAAAAAUAAGCGAUGCCCACAAACGUAUAUCGUCGAUUACAAAGAGGCUGUAAUAUUUCCUUAAGUGAUUCUCAGAAUAUACAUCUGAUAAGAGAAUUUGUUUCCUAGUUGUUUCUAGAAAAUAAAUUCUUUUAUCAGACAUCAAGGGACCACUAAAAAAAGUAUGUUAAUUAUUUUGACACCAACUAUAUAUAUUCAUGUAAACAAUUUUGUAUUAGCACAAAUCUACCAUUCUCUCGAUAAGGAUUUUUAAAUAUAAUUUGUGUUUCUUGCAUAACACCAUAUUUAUACAUAGUUUUGUAUAUAUGCAUAUAUGUGUACAAUAAAAUCAAAAGGAUAUGUGAUCUUUGCCAUCUUUAAAA
Molecule: messenger RNA, 1958 nt
Organism: Formica exsecta
Lineage: Eukaryota; Metazoa; Arthropoda; Insecta; Hymenoptera; Formicidae
Gene: Nprl2
Product: GATOR complex protein NPRL2
Exons: 8
Coding region: 364-1572 (402 amino acids)
Biological process (GO): positive regulation of autophagy; cellular response to amino acid starvation; negative regulation of TORC1 signaling
Cellular component (GO): GATOR1 complex; vacuolar membrane
Molecular function (GO): GTPase activator activity
Source: RefSeq, a predicted model, not a curated record